AUGUGGAACCCUCCAGUGUCUGAUGAGGAGCCCAACACCGGAUUUCCAGAGCUGGAAUUGGAGCGCUCCGAUGUAGGCUCAGCCACCAUGAAGGAGUCGCUUUAUGAUCGCAUCUGGCGCCGGGAAUUGGGGGAGGACUCCCGGUUCGCGAGUAUUCAUGGCCUUUAUGGAUCCAAGGAUUGGGUGGAAAACCUGGAUAUCGUGAACGAACUGGGUGGGCAUUCGGGCUGUGUGAAUGCCUUGAGUUGGUCGCGGUCAGGCCAGCUUCUAGCUUCGGGCUCGGACGACCAGCACCUGAACAUCUAUUCCUAUCAACCCGAUUCUUCCACCGCGCCAUUCUCCUUAAAUACCACUGUCGCGACGGGCCACAGCGCGAACAUCUUCUCGGUCAAAUUUAUGCCACACUCCAACGAUCGAACUUUGGUGACUUGCGCCGGUGAUUCCCAGGUUCGUAUUUUUGACAUCGAAUACUCCAGCAAUAGCAGCAACAGUGUCGACGCCACUUCUGCCUUUUCUGCAUCUGCACGGAGCCGAAGGUUUAACAAUUUUUUCAACAAUGCGCGCUACUUGAAUGCGGGGAAUACCAACGUCAGAGUUUAUCGCAGUCAUGCCGAUCGGGUCAAGCGGAUCGUUACCGAAUCGUCGCCCUACCUCUUUCUGACUUGCUCGGAAGAUGGUGAGGUUCGUCAAUGGGACUUGCGUCAACCAUCAUCCGCCUACCCAAAGCCACGAGGCGGCCAAGGAUACAUGGCUUUUCGACCAGGACAGGAACACGAUGACUCCAAUGUACCGCCUCCGCUGAUUUCCUACAAGAAACACCGACUCGACCUCAAUACCAUCUCAUGCUCCCCGAGCCAACCCCAUUACAUCGCGCUAGGCGGGGCCCACCUUCACUGCUUCCUGCAUGACAGGCGCAUGCUAGGUCGCGACUUGAUGACGGAGAGGGGUGAUCCGGGUGCCUCGCCUGGCAGUAGUAGUCACAGUGAACAGCUGAUGGAUCAGGCGACGCGGUGUGUGCGGAGGUUCGCCCCUAACGGUCAGCAACGAAUGAAAACGCGCGAUGACGGACAUAUCACUGCGUGUAAAAUUAGCGACGCCAACCCAAAUGAGAUGGUUGUCAGCUGGUCCGGCGAUCACAUAUAUAGUUUCGAUUUGAUUCGGAGCCCGGAUGCAAGGGAAGAUGCGUCCAAGCGCCAAUCCUCCGCCCGGACGACACCGGUCCCGCGUCGGCGCCGAGGUUCCAAGACGAGGAAGCGUAAGCGACAGAAUGGGACUUCGAUGUCCUCGCAGUCCAGCGGAAAUCAAACCAGACCUCGUCGUCGACCCAGAGAGCGUCCCGAUGAAGGCGAGCUGGCCUUCCGAGUCCGCUAUGGGAAUGGAGAGUCAGAAGACAUUCCCCUCCCGUCUCUCACGGAACACCAUGCUGAGGUCCCCCAAAGACUGCUGGAGCAGUCACGAUUGUCUGUACUUAAUGAAGCGCAGAAGCUCAGCAUGCGCAUCGCCAAAGACAUGGUCAAGCUCCGUAAAGCAAUGUUUUCACUGGAGACGUCCUUGCGCGAGGAAUAUGAAACCUCCAAUCAAGCUGACCUGACACCGUUCACCGAGUCCUUUUCGACUGUACUAACCCUUGCUUCCAUCUGUCUCCCGCAGAUGGAUGAGAUAAUGCGUACCUGGCGAUACCCUGUCAACCCUACUCCCGAUAUUGUGCGCUUCCAGCAAACCUUGCGUCGAAACCGACAGACCUCCUGGCGGUUCAUUCAAGCUGCAGGCACAGUCGCACGAGUUCUAGGGGGUGAAGUCCAAUACACCCCUGGAGAUGUAGAUCGUGACAUGGAACCUUUUCAACAGAUACACUCGCCCCCGCUCGAACGCACGGUCGAUCAUAAGGAGCAGUUUGGUUACGACUUCAUCAAGGCUAUACUUCUCUUUGUGGAGGGUGGUCGGCAGGCUCUUUUGGCAGGGUUCAAGAAAGAUGCAGCGUCCCGAGGGAACCUGUCUAGGUUUCCGAUAGCCGAGAAUGCGGAUGAAGAUGCGAUUGAGUCCGUCUUGAUUCCCUACCUGCAGAGACUGGCCGGGGACGUACCUGUUGUCAACGUGGACGCCUCGCGUUUUGAACAUGAUGACGCUCGUAUUCUCUUUCCAACGCAGCGCCACGCCGUGGCCGCCUUUGCAAAUGUUGUCAAAUAUCCAGUUGAAAACCUCGUAGAUACGGACCCCACCAUGCGCAAUGGGACAUCAACUGAACCCUCUAGCCGUACCCACGACUUGUUUCUGUUAACUCAUUACUGGGUCUUCAAGGUGGUCCGUGGUGUCCUUCUGGAGACCGGAACCGGAGUAGAUUAUGCCUUUCUCAACCGGGCUUUUGGAGGCUUCCGAACGAGGGUGGAAAGUGACUCCGAAUCCGAAGUGGAGCCCGAGAGAUCCCAAAACGAUCUCGAAGCUAAUGUUGAAGAAGAGCCCAUCCGUGAUGUCAAUUUGAAGAUACUUCGGAGGUCGCAUCUUGCCACUCGGGAGAGCUCGGAGGUAGAGACAGGCGAGUCAACGGGAAUCCAGACCCCGUUGUCCGAUGAUGACGGCGAAGAAGAAGACGCUUUGGCAUUGCCAGAUAUCGAUGAUGACAGUGAGAAUGAGGUCGGCCUCCCCAUUGAAGAGGAGGAGGACGAAGACGAAGAUGAGGAAGAUGAAGAUGAAGAUGAUGAAGAAGAAGAGCUCGAUCUAGACCUGAGCAGUUCUGCCGAUGACAGUGACGACUCCGAGGCCGCCGAUCAUAUAUUCAGGGAGUAUGGCCUUCAGCCCCGAGAAAGGGAGUACGUGGACGUUGAUGUUCCCUGUUCCUCGCAUACCCGAGUCUAUAUGGGCCACUGCAACAUCAAGACCGUCAAGGACGUCAAUUACUUUGGACUGGACGACGAGUACGUAGUGAGCGGCAGCGACUCUGGCCACAUUUUCAUUUGGGACCGGAAAACCUGCAAGCUAGUCAACAUCCUCGAGGGUGAUAGUGAAGUAGUCAAUGUUGUGCAAGGUCACCCGUAUGAACCUACCAUUGCAGCCUCGGGAAUCGACAACACCAUUAAGGUCUUCUCAUCCGACCGACGUGCUCAGGAAGAUGCUCGGCGUGGUAUCAACAUCUUGGAUCCUGACAACCCGGCCAACACGCUUGAAUUUGGACCGAAUGUCAGCACCAUCGGUGGUCUGGGGAGUCGCAAGCGCUUGCAUGAUAGUUAUCGGAUCAUGAGCCAGAACGAUGUAGACCGACAAGGCGGAAUGAGCGAAGCAUACAUUACUAGGCACAUGCUGGCCCGCCUGGCGGCAACCUUGCGAGACCAACGGCACGGUGUAACGGUGGGCGAAGGAGGCGAACAUGCUACGCUUGUUUUGGAUGAUAACAGCUGCAAUGUGAUGUGA
Messenger RNA from Aspergillus vadensis CBS 113365, 3405 nucleotides. RefSeq names its product WD repeat-containing protein. Gene Ontology annotation, biological process: negative regulation of fatty acid biosynthetic process. The transcript has 7 exons. Gene Ontology annotation, cellular component: cytoplasm; Cul4-RING E3 ubiquitin ligase complex. The record is from RefSeq and is a predicted model, not a curated record. Gene Ontology annotation, molecular function: protein binding. The coding region runs from base 1 to 3405 and encodes 1134 amino acids. Lineage: Eukaryota; Fungi; Ascomycota; Eurotiomycetes; Eurotiales; Aspergillaceae.